CUUCCAGAUGUCGAGCCAUCACUCCACCUCAGCAUACAAAUUGCAUAUAACCACCCAACACCCAUCAUCCCAUCUCUCUACAAAACCGCCAAAAUGCUUCGCACAUCCAUCAUCAAGAGCGCGCGCUCAAUUGCCGCUCCUCGCUACUUCUCCGCCUCCGCCCUCCGCAUGGCUGAGGGUGCCACCGGCUCUGGAGCUUCAAGGGCUACCGGUGCCGCUGGCGGCGACGCCUUCACCAAGCGCGAGGCUGCUAGCGAGGAGCUCUACAUUCGCCAAGAAGAGAAGGCCAAGCUCCUAGCAAUCAAGGAUAAGCUCAAGCAGCAAAGGCAGCACAUGGAGGAUCUUGACAAGCACAUGUCAGUAAUCUAACUUGGCAACGCGCAAAUAGACAAGACUAACACCAACACAGCGACGACGUCAUUGCUGAGUCUG
Messenger RNA from Alternaria rosae, 432 nucleotides. RefSeq names its product mitochondrial ATPase inhibitor, IATP-domain-containing protein. Gene Ontology annotation, cellular component: mitochondrion. Gene Ontology annotation, biological process: negative regulation of ATP-dependent activity. The record is from RefSeq and is a predicted model, not a curated record. The transcript has 3 exons. Bases 94 to 369 code for a protein of 91 amino acids. Lineage: Eukaryota; Fungi; Ascomycota; Dothideomycetes; Pleosporales; Pleosporaceae. Gene Ontology annotation, molecular function: ATPase inhibitor activity.